AUGAAUAGUAUUGGACCUAAUUGUAAUGAAUUUAAAAAAAAUUAUGAUGCAUGUUUUCAAAAUUGGUUUAAAAAUCAUUUUUUAAAAGGAGAAACUGAUGAUUCCAUGUGCAGGGAACAAUUUCAACAAUACAAUGAAUGCGUUAGAAAAGCAAUGAAGGAUCAACAAAUCGAUUUAAAACAAUUGGAACAAGAAGUACUUAAUACAUCUGAAGAACAAAAAGUGCCUCAAAAUUAA
Molecule: messenger RNA, 237 nt
Organism: Pediculus humanus corporis (human body louse)
Lineage: Eukaryota; Metazoa; Arthropoda; Insecta; Psocodea; Pediculidae
Product: TP53-regulated inhibitor of apoptosis, putative
Exons: 1
Coding region: 1-237 (78 amino acids)
Source: RefSeq, a predicted model, not a curated record